Molecule: messenger RNA, 2159 nt
Organism: Lutra lutra (Eurasian river otter)
Lineage: Eukaryota; Metazoa; Chordata; Mammalia; Carnivora; Mustelidae
Exons: 4
Coding region: 36-707 (223 amino acids)
Source: RefSeq, a predicted model, not a curated record
UCGGGGGUGGGGAAGGGAGAGGGCAUAGGGCAUAAAUGCCAAGAGGAUUUUUCCUGCUGCUUUCCGGCUUCGUUAUGGUGUGCUCCCAAGUCCGGUGCGUUUGGGGUAGUUGGAGGCUGUUGAUUUGGUUUUUUCCUCCUGCCGCCUUUAAAACAGAGGUCCUUCAUUUAAAAAUUCCUGGUAUGAUAGGGAUCAAGAAGGAUCCUCUUGCUCGAAAGAUGCGCAUUCGUCUGUCGGUCCUUCCGGGCCUGAAACAAUGUCACCACGGACUCCCAAGAGUAGUUUUAACUUUCACCUUCUCCCCUACUGACGUCACGGCCUUGAGGAACAGUUCGAUCUGCAGAGGAGGAAAUGCCACUCGCUGGAGCCUGAGAAUGAGUUUGGGAGAGAGCAAGGGGUCAGCUCUGCCGGCUUCCGCGUGGAGUGAGACGCACGAGCACGCGUGUGGAUACACUCAAGUCUGUACACACACAGACCACGACAACAUUUUCCUCCGGAUCAACUCUGGAGCCACGUUAAUUAAGACUCUCAGCCGCGUGCACCUCUGGGUGGACAGAGAAGCGCAGCCUGGUUUGCUGUCCCCGCCCCCAAGCCCGCUAAAAUGGCCUUUUUUACGGGGUCAAAGUCACGGAUCCGGCCUAGACCAGGGCCAGGGACCCAGGCACAGUUCUGCAGCCAGGAAGAACCUCUGCCAUCCUGGCGCUUGACUUCUCAGCGCUCUCCUGCGAGGGGCCCUGCGCCUCGCGCUUUCCCUACAGGGUCUUAAGUCGCGCCACAUUCUUCGAGGCAAGUCCAAUUAUUCCACUUGACAGGUGAGAAAACAGACUCAGGUGAGAUGACUGGUCCCCCAUCUCACAAGCAGUACGGGAUAGAGGAAAAUUCGAACCCGGGGGUACCAGGGGAGACCCCUACCCAAGGCCCAAGUUGUACACAGUUUCAGGCGCGGCCUUAGGCUGGGUGCGGCGGACAGAUGGCCCUUCUCCUCACCUCUCGCCCUCACCCUCUGGGGCCUGCGGGACCUGCUGGAGCUCAGCCUCUCCCCUCGGGCCUUUGACUCCUCAGCGAGGGAGUGGGCCAGGGAGUCACCCGAAGGCGGGGGAGUGAGGGCACCCGAGCUGAGAGCCCUGCGGGAGCCCCAGACGCGAAGCCCCCGCGCCGGGCCGCAGCGCUCCUUUGGAUCAAGCCCGGGAGUCUGCAGGACGCGUGCGGGAGGGAGCGGCGACAGCCCAGUGUCGCCAGGCUUCCGGUCUCCACAGCCUUCUGGUUGGGUGCGUCGGAGCCCGGGACCAGUGCACUGAGAGUAAUGUUCAUUGCCCAACUAUUUGCUUCUAUUUUUAAGCACCUAAUGUGUACCACUACCCUGCUAAACGCUUGGCGUGGGUUGUGUUGCUUGGUACCCAGUCCUUGGGGAGGUGUGAUGUUCCACAUUUUAGAGACAAGUCCUCCGAGGUUCAGCGAGGCGACGUAACUUGUCCGGGGUCACUGUGCUGCAGAGCGUCGAGGAAGAUGGGAACUUAGAUCCCACUUCCACCCAGGCAUUUUCCUUCUCAUCUUCAUUUCCAGUCGGGUAGGAUCAGAUCUAGAGGCUUUCGAUCGGGGUUCGAUACCAUUCAAUUGAUAGAUCAUUCACGGAAACACGAGAGAAGGGGUCUUUCAUUAAUUUCAUUCAUGUUGAGCACCUAGUAAGUGCCAGACCCUGAGACCUGAAGAUGAAUCAACUGCGAUGGUCCCUUACAGAGCUCGUUGACCAACUAGGGAUACAGUCACCCACCAGUGACCUCACAGUGAGAAACAGGGUUGAGGUGGGAGAGGGGAAAGGAGGAUCAAGGGAGACUUCCUGAAGAAAGGGAUCCCUGAGGUGAGACCUUAAGUUUCCCAAGUGGAAACAUUAUUAUUGCUUGUUCUGAUAAAACAUUAUAAAACAUUUUAGACAGUUCAGCAAAGUAGAGUGGGAAUUUUUUUUCCUGUGUACGUACCUUCACAAAAAUCUGCUUUUUGUUACUUACAUUUUUACAUACAAACCUGAUAAACAUUUUUCAUAUUAAUCAAUAUAUCUACAUAACCUUUAAAAAUUGCUUACUAUUUCCAUGUAUGAAUGUACCUUUAUUUAGCCAAUUUUCCCUUGAGAGGUAUUUUGUUUGUUUCCAAUUUUUGCUACA